GAGUGAGCUAGCAUUACGAGUAGCCACAUUGCGACCUUUCAGCUGUCUACAUCAUCUGCCGUCUCGUCGUCUGGAGCUAUCACUGUGCUCCUCGACGUCUGUCCCCGUGUCUUCAAAAACAUGGCGGCCCUCAAAGCUUUGUGCAGAGCGGAUACUUUGUUCUUCAAAAACCUCUCAGGUCCCUGCAGAACCAAAUUAAAUUUGGCAAAUCUCCAAUUGAGCAAGACCUGCGGCUGCUACUUUUCUACCUCCAGCAAAAGAAAUUCACGGUUCUACUCGGAUCCCACAGAGGCAAUCAAAGAUAUCCCAAGUGGAGCCACCAUUCUUGUGGGAGGCUUUGGAUUAUGUGGCAUCCCAGAGAAUCUUAUCAACAGUUUGCUGAAGACCGGCGUUAACGGUCUCACUGCAGUCAGCAACAAUGCAGGAGUGGAUAACUUUGGCCUGGGCCUGCUGCUAAAAACUAAGCAGAUCAAGAGGAUGAUCUCUUCAUAUGUCGGGGAGAAUGCAGAGUUUGAGCGACAGUAUCUGACAGGAGAGCUGGAAGUGGAACUGACACCACAGGGAACACUUGCAGAGAGGAUCAGGGCCGGGGGUGCUGGGGUUCCCGCCUUCUUCACAGCCACUGGCUAUGGCACACUGAUCCAAGAGGGAGGCUCUCCUAUUAAGUACAACAAAGAUGGCAGCAUUGCUAUCGCCAGUGAGGAGAGAGAGGUGCGGGAGUUCAAUGGCAGGCAGUACAUCAUGGAAAAGGCCAUCACAGGAGACUUCGCACUGGUCAAGGCGUGGAAAGCUGACAAGGCUGGAAACAUUAUUUUCAGAAAAACAGCCAGGAACUUCAACCAACCCAUGUGCAAGGCAGCCAAAACCACCAUAGUUGAGGUGGAGGAGGUGGUGGAUGUUGGGACCUUUGCUGAAGAGGACAUCCACAUACCCAGCAUCUAUGUCCACAGGGUUGUCCAGGGAGCCAGCUACGAAAAAAGGAUUGAGAAACGCACGGUAAAGAAAAGCCAAGAAGAGAAGCCCAAACCGAAGAAGGACUCAGAUAUUGUUCGGGAAAGGAUCAUCCGCCGAGCUGCUCUGGAGUUUGAGGAUGGGAUGUAUGCCAACCUCGGUAUUGGUAUCCCCAUGCUGGCCAGCAACUUUAUAAAACCAGACAUCAGUGUAAACCUCCAAAGUGAAAAUGGAAUUUUGGGACUGGGCCCGUACCCCACUGAGGAUGCAGUGGAUGCAGACCUGAUUAACGCUGGGAAGGAGACUGUCACUGUGCUCCCAGGGGCCGCCUAUUUCUCCAGUGAUGAGUCAUUUGCCAUGAUCAGAGGUGGUCACAUCAACCUGACAAUGCUGGGAGCCAUGCAGGUGUCAAAACAUGGAGACCUAGCCAACUGGAUGAUCCCAGGUAAGAUGGUGAAGGGAAUGGGAGGAGCCAUGGAUUUGGUGGCUAGCGCUGGAACCAAGGUGGUGGUCACAAUGGAGCACUCAGCUAAGGGAGGAAAACACAAGAUAUUAGACAAAUGCAGCCUGCCUUUAACUGGAAAGCAGUGUGUGGAUCGGAUCAUCACAGAAAAGGCCGUGUUUGAUGUGGAUAAGACAAAAGGCCUGACUCUGAUAGAAGUAUGGGAGGGGCUCACUCCUGAGGAUAUCAAAGCAUGCACUGGCACCGAUUUUGAAGUGUCUCCCAACCUGAGGUCCAUGCAGCAAAUCUAAAUGGAGCUUGCAAUGGAUCUGACAAGUGUUUUUUGGUUUGUGUGACACUCGUUUUUUUAUCCGUGGUUAAAAAGCUGGUGAGGAAGCACCCAGAGACGGGUCAAAUACGCUUGUAAGACAGAACCGUUUGUUUCAGUUCCCUGCUACUCAGCAUACAAAUAUCAGAAAGGUGUAGUCCUCGCUUAUAUUCACUUGGAAAUCACAGGAGCCAACAUGCAUUGUUCGUUUUAAGGAUCUGAUCUGUCAAACGGUUAGGUAACAUUACAUUGUUGCCUAUAACACCAUUAAGUUAAUCAUUUUUGACUAAUAUUUGUGCAGCUAUUGUCAAAUAAGCCAUAUGAAAAUAACAGGGAAUACUGAAAAAUGCAACUUCACUAGUACUAUAAGCUAAAAUGAUACAAUCAUUUAUAUAAUAUUUAAUGCAGGUCAACAAUUAACAGUAAAAGGGAUUUAGAGAGCUGAAAUGUGAUGAAUUUAGAAAAGAAAAUGUGUGUUGUAGUUAAGGUGAUUAUUCGUUCAGCACAAAAGGAAAAAUGAUUGUGUUGCAGUUGUGUAAAGGUUGUGCUACACCAAGUAACAAAAACAUCCAUGGAUUAUACAUAGAAUGUAAGAUAUAUUUUAGUUUUUCUCGCUUUGGAAAAUUAAAGAGAGGUAAUAACAAGGAUCUGACUUAAACAUGUUUGUAAUAAUAAUCGCUGCCAGAAUGUAAAACUGUUUUUUUCUUACACAGGCAUUUGCUCUCCCCUUGCCUUUGUAUAUAAAAUCCAAUACAACCUUG
Anoplopoma fimbria (sablefish) is the source of this 2482-nucleotide messenger RNA. RefSeq names its product 3-oxoacid CoA transferase 1a (gene oxct1a). The transcript is spliced from 17 exons. The coding region runs from base 121 to 1704 and encodes 527 amino acids. The record is from RefSeq and is a predicted model, not a curated record. Lineage: Eukaryota; Metazoa; Chordata; Actinopteri; Perciformes; Anoplopomatidae. Gene Ontology annotation, biological process: ketone body catabolic process. Gene Ontology annotation, molecular function: succinyl-CoA:3-oxo-acid CoA-transferase activity. Gene Ontology annotation, cellular component: mitochondrion.